Molecule: messenger RNA, 1160 nt
Organism: Pseudophryne corroboree (corroboree frog)
Lineage: Eukaryota; Metazoa; Chordata; Amphibia; Anura; Myobatrachidae
Gene: ACMSD
Product: aminocarboxymuconate semialdehyde decarboxylase
Exons: 10
Coding region: 65-1075 (336 amino acids)
Biological process (GO): secondary metabolic process
Cellular component (GO): cytosol; cytoplasm
Molecular function (GO): hydrolase activity; carboxy-lyase activity
Source: RefSeq, a predicted model, not a curated record
CAGAUACACAACGCUGCUGGAAUUGGGAGAUAAGCUGGGAUACAGUAUCUGUGAUCCUCUCACAAUGAAAAUAGAUAUUCACUGUCAUAUUCUUCCCAAAGAAUGGCCUGACCUCAAACAGAAAUAUGGAUAUGACGGCUGGAUUCAGAUGCAGCAUGUCUGCAAGGGAGAGGGAAAAAUGAUGAAAGAUGGAAGUGUUUUUCGUGUUGUUCAGUCCAACUGCUGGGAUCCUGAAGUCCGAUUAAAAGAGAUGGAUCAGUCAGGUGUAACCGUACAAGUUCUUUCCACUGUUCCUGUAAUGUUCAGUUACUGGGCCAAGCCCCAAGACACACUGGACCUUUCCCGCUUCCUCAAUGAUGACCUAGCAGCCUUGGUGAGGAGGUAUCCAAAGAGAUUUGUUGGGCUGGGAACACUCCCCAUGCAGUGUCCAGAGCUGGCAGUACAAGAGAUGAAACGCUGUGUGAAAGAACUUGAGUUCCCAGGGGUACAGAUUGGCACUCAUAUUAACCAGUGGGACCUCAAUUCACCAGAACUCUACCCAGUUUAUGCAGCAGCAGAGGAAUUAAACUGUGCUAUUUUUGUGCACCCCUGGGACAUGCCCAUGGACAGAAGGAUGUCAAAAUACUGGCUGCCCUGGCUGGUGGGUAUGCCAGCGGAGACGACUGCUGCCAUAUGCUGUAUGAUUAUGGGUGGCAUAUUCGAAAAGUUCCCAAAAGUGAGAGUAUGCUUUGCCCAUGGAGGAGGAGCCUUCCCUUUCACAGUCGGCCGCAUUAAUCAUGGUUUCAAUGUGCGUCCUGAUCUAUGUGCUGUUGACAAUACAGAGGCACCACAAAAAUACCUGGGCUCAUUCUACACAGAUUCCCUGGUUCAUGACCCCCGAGCCUUAAAGCUUCUUGUAGACGUAAUAGGCCAGGACAAAGUUCUUUUGGGGACUGAUUAUCCAUUCCCACUUGGAGAGCACAUCCCAGGACUCCUUAUUGAAUCAAUGGAAGAUUUUGACAAAAAAUUAAAAGACAAGUUACUGGCUGUAAAUGCGUUGGAUUUUCUUGGGCUUGACAGAAGAAACUUUGAAUGAUUACAGAAUUUCAUAAACACUAUAUUUGUAUCCCGUAGUUUGCACCUACUUCUACAUAUAUGAUAAAUACUGUUAGUUUAUUAAA